UCCCUUAGACUUUUCCAGAAGUCUCAGCGCGUGGUUCUCUGCACAGAAGGGGCUGUUGGUGGUGUAGUUGAUUUGUGUCUUUUUAGAAAAAAACCAUUAUAUAUACGUUUUUGUGCUUUUUGGCAAACCGCUUGUUUAGCACUUAAAAUGUCCUCUUUGGGGACUCUCGCUUUCGAUGAAUAUGGACGUCCGUUCAUCAUUAUCAAGGACCAGGAUAAGAAAACUCGGCUGACGGGCCUUGACGCGCUGAAGUCCCACAUCAUGGCAGCCAAAGCAGUGGCAAACACACUGAAGACUUCUCUGGGACCCAAUGGUCUCGAUAAGAUGAUGGUGGACAAGGAUGGCGAAGUGACCAUCACGAACGACGGAGCAACAAUUCUCAGCAUGAUGGAUGUGGACCACCAGAUUGCAAAACUUAUGGUCGAGCUCUCCAAAUCUCAGGAUGACGAGAUUGGUGAUGGAACCACAGGUGUAGUAGUGCUUGCUGGAGCCCUUCUGGAGCAGGCUGAGCAGCUGCUGGAUCGUGGGAUCCACCCAAUCCGCAUUGCAGAUGGCUACGACCAGGCAGCACGCAUUGCUAUUGAGCACUUGGACAAUAUUGGUGACAGCUUCCCAGUGGACCCCAAUAAUACAGAGCCACUCAUCCAGACAGCCAUGACCACCCUGGGCUCUAAAGUGAUCAAUCGUUGCCACAGACAGAUGGCAGAGAUUGCGGUCAAUGCCAUUCUAACUGUUGCAGACAUGGAGAGGAAGGAUGUUGACUUUGAGCUGAUCAAGAUGGAGGGGAAGGUGGGCGGGAAGCUUGAGGACACCCAGCUCAUCAAGGGUGUGAUUGUGGACAAGGAGUUCAGUCACCCCCAGAUGCCCAAGGUUUUGAAAGAUACAAAAAUUGCCAUACUUACCUGCCCAUUUGAGCCUCCAAAGCCCAAGACAAAGCAUAAGCUGGAUGUGACUUCUGUAGAGGAUUAUAAAGCUCUGCAGAAAUAUGAGAAGGAAAAAUUCCAGGAAAUGAUACAGCAGAUCAAAGACAAUGGAGCCAACCUUGCAAUUUGCCAGUGGGGUUUUGAUGAUGAAGCAAAUCACUUACUGCUGCAGAAUCAGCUGCCUGCAGUACGUUGGGUUGGUGGACCUGAAAUUGAGCUAAUUGCUAUUGCAACGGGUGGCCGAAUCGUGCCAAGGUUCUGUGAGCUCACGCCCGAGAAACUGGGCACUGCAGGACUGGUGAAGGAGAUCUGCUUCGGCACUACGAAAGACCGCAUGCUGGUGAUAGAGGAGUGCAAGAACACCAGAGCUGUUACGGUCUUCAUUCGUGGAGGAAACAAGAUGAUCAUUGAGGAAGCCAAGCGUGCUUUACAUGAUGCCCUCUGUGUCAUUCGCAACUUGGUGCGAGAUAACCGUAUUGUGUAUGGGGGUGGGGCUUCAGAGAUCUCAUGCGCUCUUGCAGUCAACCAGGCCGCAGACAAGUGCCCCUCCCUGGAGCAGUAUGCCAUGAGGGCAUUUGCGGACGCACUGGAGGUCAUCCCUAUGGCACUUGCAGAGAACAGUGGUAUGAACCCCAUUCAGACCAUGACUGAGGUUCGGGCCAGACAAGUGAAGGAGAACAACUCGGCACUCGGAAUUGAUUGUCUGCAUCUGGCCACGAAUGAUAUGAAGCAGCAGCAUGUGAUUGAGACUCUGAUAGGGAAGAAGCAGCAGAUUUCUCUGGCCACACAGGUGGUGAAGAUGAUACUGAAGAUCGAUGACAUACGAAAUCCAGGAGAGUCUGAAGACUAAAGUAGCAUUUUUCCCUAGAUACAUUUUUUCCCAUGUCAGCGUGAAAAUGCCAAGACUGAAGUACAGUUAUUUAUUUCAUACCAUGAUACUGUUCAAACUGUAAUUGUACUUAGUUCAGAAAUAAACUUGGUAUGAUGGAAGGUUGCUUUAGGCAUAUUUGUCCAGAACAAACUGAUUUUAUUAAAGAAACCUUGACAAAGUUGUGCUGUGCUGAAUAGUAACACUUGUCAUUAGUUUUUUCCACUGUACACAAAAUCAAUUCACUUUCCACAUUCUGCAGUUCAGAAGUCCUCAACCAACACAU
Molecule: messenger RNA, 2077 nt
Organism: Scleropages formosus (Asian bonytongue)
Lineage: Eukaryota; Metazoa; Chordata; Actinopteri; Osteoglossiformes; Osteoglossidae
Gene: cct5
Product: chaperonin containing TCP1, subunit 5 (epsilon)
Exons: 11
Coding region: 148-1773 (541 amino acids)
Biological process (GO): protein folding
Molecular function (GO): ATP-dependent protein folding chaperone; ATP binding; ATP hydrolysis activity
Source: RefSeq, a predicted model, not a curated record